Paramecium tetraurelia is the source of this 1050-nucleotide messenger RNA. RefSeq lists its product as uncharacterized. Lineage: Eukaryota; Ciliophora; Oligohymenophorea; Peniculida; Parameciidae. The record is from RefSeq and is a predicted model, not a curated record. The transcript is spliced from 3 exons.
AUGUUUCCAAACAUGAAUGGCGCAAAUAAUGCGCAAGGAUAAUAAUAAGGGAAUUCAGCUCCUUCAAUUUUUAACAAUCCUGUACCUUCAAACAACUUAUUUGGUCAGCCUCAAAAUCCGUUAGGGUAAUAACAACCAUAAGGAAUUCUGGGAUAACCUUAAUAGUCGAGUAUUUUUGGUAAUACCACUUAGUCCACUGCUAUAUUUGGAUAGCCUUAAUAAUAAUAAACUAAUGUAUUAGGACAACAGCAAUAACCACCCUUAGCAGGAUAGCAACAACCAAAUUCAUUAUUAGGACAGCCAUAAUAAUAAGCAACAUAAUUAGGACAGACCUAGCAAACCAAUAUGUUUGGUUAACCUUAAUAAUAAUAACCAUUAGCCUAAGGUCAAUAAACAACAAUAGCAUAACCCACUACUUAAUAAUAACCAGCUUAGCCUAAAAACUACACAUUAAAUUAAAUCAAUUAACAAACCAAAUUACACAUAGAAAAUUUGACCAAAGCAAUAGCAAACAAAGAAAAGAUUGAUAAAAAUUAAAAAAAUUUACAACUUAUAGAAAAAAACUCAUUAAAAAACAUUUAACAAUAAUAGCAAUAACAACUUACUAUUGGAAAUCCAAAUCCAUAAUAACAAGUAUAGAGAACUCUAGUGAAGGGAGAUAGAAGAAAUCACACGUAAAAAGUUGAAAAUUAUUAUAAUGAGUGGAAUAAAGUUUUUCUGAAUAUCAGCAAAAAGUAAGAUGAAACACUUGCUUAAUUAGUUGCUCUAGUUGAUUAACUCACUUAAUAGGAUACUUCUUUUGAUAUAGAUGAAGAAUCACUCAUUGAUUCCAUAAAAUAAUUUGGUAAGGACUUGGAUGUUUUGGAACGUAAAAUCAAUUACGUAGUCAAGAUAUAGGAAAAAAUACUAGGACUUGAAAAAGAGGAAUCUGAAUGGGAUCAGAUUGUCAAUAAUUUAAGCGAAUGCUUGUUAUAUUUGGAUUAAUAAACUAAAGAUGUUGAGGACUUAUUGUAAUAAGCAGAAAAGCAUCCGAAGGUGCAAAAUAAAUGA